Messenger RNA from Hibiscus syriacus, 1748 nucleotides. RefSeq names its product myb family transcription factor PHL8-like. NCBI's taxonomy places the organism in Eukaryota, Viridiplantae, Streptophyta, Magnoliopsida, Malvales, Malvaceae. The coding region runs from base 571 to 1602 and encodes 343 amino acids. Gene Ontology annotation, molecular function: DNA binding; DNA-binding transcription factor activity. The record is from RefSeq and is a predicted model, not a curated record. The transcript has 6 exons.
UUGUACUUUUAGUAUAGUGGCAUCCAUCAUUCAUCUUACUUAUUCAUAGAGGUGGUAAACGGAUUCGGAUUCGGGUUUACGUUUAGCCUUUUUCAGAUUCGGGUUCGUUUUGUUACCUCAAUAAACUCAGCAAGGUAGAGGGAAAAGAAUGUGAUGUGUGUGUGUGAAGAUAAAAACAAACCAUGCACUUUUCCUCUUUUCUCUCCUUUUGAGACUCAAAUUGAUCUGUGUUGCUUUCUUUUCUGUUUUUGAUGCAUCAGAGAUUCUCUCCAUCCACCCCCUUCCAAGUCAAAGAAGAAAAUUUAAAAGAAAAAGUUUAAAUGAAAUUGGAGAUGAUAGAAGGAAGAGGCAGAGGUCAUGGGCAUAUAUUCCCUCACCAAAACAGCCCCACCUAUGUUUCCAGAUACGGAGUGAGAUCAUAGGACAGCCCAACAACUCACAAGAUUUAUAAAGAGAACUACAGCUGCUUCAAAUUGAAAGCAUAGCCUUCAUAAAAAAGAAAAAGAGAAAGGGAUCAAAAGUUUCAGUUUUCUGCAUCCUUCUGCCUGUCUCUCUUACACAACAAAAAACAUGGGUCUGCAAAAUCGAGACAUGAAUUUGGUUCUGUCAACUGAUGCAAAGCCUAGGCUGAAAUGGACUCCAGAGCUUCAUCAAAGAUUUGUUGAAGCUGUCAAUCAACUUGGAGGGCCAGACAAAGCAACCCCAAAGAAUCUGAUGAGGGUCAUAGGGAUUUCUGGACUCACUUUGUACCAUCUCAAAAGUCAUUUACAGAAAUACAGGCUGGCAAAAAGCCAACAGACAGAAAUCUGCCUUAGCAAUGAAGUAGAUGAUUACAGAGAGACGCAGAGCAGUAAUGGGGAUUUGAGUAGCGAUACAAGUGAUGUAACUCACAAGAAGAUGAAUGAAAGCUUGAGGAUUGCUCAGGCUCUCCAAGUGCAGAUGGAAGUACAAAGAAAGCUUCAUGAACAGAUUGAGGUCCAGAGACAUUUACACCUAAGAAUUGAAGCUCAAGGAAAGUACUUACAAUCAGUUUUAAAGAAAGCACAAGAAACACUGGUUGGGUAUACCUCAUCUUCUAUCGGUGUAGAACUUGCCAAAGCUGAACUCAUUCAACUCGUCUCAAUGGUUAACACCGGCUGCACAAGUUCUUCGUUUUCGGAAUUGACAGAAGUAGGAGGUUCGAGCUUAAAACAGACGGAACGAAAUCUAACGAGAGGUGCUAUAUGUUCCAUGGAAAGCUCAUUGACAUCUUCCGAAAGCUCAGGAAGAAAAGACGAUGAGGAACCACCUAAAAACGAUAAUAUCUGUGCCGAGAAAUCUAAUACUUUAGUGGAACUUAACUUAAUGGACAUUCACCCCGAACAGAAGCGUUCGACUAGUGGUUCGAGCAAUCAAGUUAAUGGAAAGAAAAGAAGUGGCUCUAACAAUUCUGAUGGCAUAUGUGUUGAGCAGCCGAUAGCUAAAAUAUUAGAGCUUACUGAAGAGGAAAGUGGUAGUCAAUUGAGAAAGUCUGGAUUCUUGGGGUCAUUUGAUCUCAAUAACCAAUACCAAAAUGACAUGGAAUUAGGUCCAAAAGCAAUAGACAUGAACUACAGGGAAUAGAUCGGCUCAAUGUGCAUGGUUUGGAACUGUUAUGCUGCAUGAUUGUUAAUAAAUAUAAUCUAAGCUGGGAACCUGGUUGUUUAGAAGAAAUCCUUUGUUUAUAGUAUAUUGUUAUAUGUAUUGAACUCCAACAGCUUUUGAAAGAA